CGCUAGGCCACCAUCAUCUCCUUCGCGCUAUCACUAUCACUGGCUACUACACGCUCCUGAAACAGACCGUUUCGCCGUUUCAAACGAAAUUAAGCGAAGAUACGCGUCCGCAAAAACAUGAAAAGUUAGGCUCACCUUCGAGACGAUGAUCACGCUGUCCGCGUUCGCUGCUUUCAUUGCCGGCUCCUGGACCCAUCCGCUCGUAAGGUAAUUAUGGGCGUCUAAUGAUUUGUACGCUUUUAGCUGCUUGCGCGUCACGAAACUUGUCUUGAGGAUCAGGUAGUUGUGUAUGUCGCCCAUUUCUACCUGCGGCCAUAGGUUGCUGUUCCGGACUAGGUCCAUCGGCGGCAGCGCGAACGGAUCCGCGCCGCACAUUUUAACCUUUUCCUCGUAACGUGUGCGUUCCCGUCCGCUUAAACUUAGGCCGUAUAAACCCAGCGGUGGACAACCACUUGAAGAAGACAUCUUCACGUUAGCGGGCGAGCAAACACCAUAAAUACGUCGCACUGCAACGGUGCGUGCGUAACGCGUCCGUCACCUGUCGCUGGGCGCUACGGGAGUGCGCGCGCGGCUGUCUGCUCUCGAGGACGGCAAGAUGGCGCUGGUCCCAGCAUGCACCGCUUCACGAAUACAACCUAUAUUUAAACGAAACGAGAGCAGCCGGAUGACCCCUGGCCCAGUGGAAAUUGCGUAAAUUAGACGGGACCAAACAACAAGCUUGCGUGACUCCAUUUCUGGUACCACUCAUCUGUGCGUAAACAAGUUCCGUGAUGGACUCUCCUCGUGCGCAACAGACAAGCCAAACAGUUCGCACGGUUCCUAGCUCGUUGUUCCUUCACUUGCCGCUUCGGCAAGCAAGAGAAUCACGCAACACGGGAAAAUGGUAUUUAUACUUCGACCAAACGUGGACUAACCGCAGAGACUACAAGUGCGAGCUGGUAGCUUCGAAAGAUUCUUCCCCAGGACGAACACUUGAGCGGCGGAGCAGGGAACAGAAGCGGGUGCUCACACUCGCAGGAUAGCAUAACACCACUUUGCAAGUGAUGGAACCGGCGAAGGAGCAAACCAGUCAACUUCCCCAGCAGUGGCAAGAGCAGCAACCUAAGCAAAAGGUGUUCUGGGAUCCCGUGCAUGGACAGAUCUCUUUACACCCGGUGUCGGUGGCCGUCGUAGACACUCCGGAGUUCCAGAGGCUCCGGGACAUCCGGCAGGUGGGGGUGGUUCAUUACCUCUACCACGGGGCCACCCACACCCGCUUCGAGCACAGCAUGGGAACGGCUUACCUGGCACAAAGGCUUGGCCUGCACCUGCGCGAGGCGCAGCCGGAGCUGCGUGUGACUGACAGGGAGUUGCUCUGUCUGGAACUGGCCGGACUGUGCCACGACCUGGGACACGGCCCCUUCUCUCACCUCUGGGAGCGCUUCUACAUCCUGGGGGCUCGUCAGAGGGGCGUGUCUCCGGUCUGGACGCAUGAGGAGACCUCCUGCCGGCUCUUGGGGCGCAUCUUUAAGAGGCUAGAGCCAACCCUGUCCGCGUGGGAGCAGCGCUGGGCCCAGGGACUCACAAGGGACGACCUUGCCCUGAUCCAGGGCCUUAUUCUGGGAGACAAGGGAGCUGCAAAUCCGGCCAGGCACUUCCUCUUCCAGGUGGUGAACAACAAGGAGUCUAACCUGGACGUGGACAAGUGGGACUACUACCUGCGUGACUGCCACGCCAUAGGCCUGUCGUGCGGCUUUCAGUUCGAGAGGCUCAUCGGCAGCGCACGGGUCAUCGCCGGCCGGGACGGUGCCACCCACAUCUGCUUCCGAGACAAGGAGCUGAACACGGUGUAUGACAUGUUUCGCACUCGGAGCCUCCUGCACAGCAACGUCUACCAGCACCGCCUGGUCAAGGUCUACGACACCAUGGUCUGUGAUGCCUUGCUGCUGGCAGAUGAAAAGGUGACCGGCCUGGAUGGCCGUCCCCUGCGCCUGUGGCAGACGACGCACGAGGUUGGCCGGGAUUGCCACGAUGACAGCCCCUCGGCCGACGCUUGGCUGGAGGCGUUUGUGGCCCUGAGCGACUCCUGGGUCCAGCUGAUGUUGCGCAGGAACGCCGGCAGCCACCCGCAGGUGGUGCAGGCGCAGACGCUCUGGGAUGCCCUGGAGGCCCGCUCCCACCGGCCGGACGCCCUCUACCGGCACUUGGGGCGUCUGCCCUUCCACCAGGGCACCCUGGACUCUCAGGAGAAAGUCCUUGACUGGCUGCUGAGCAGACUGCCAGCCCACCUGGCUCACUGUCCAAAGCGGCAGGAAUUUGUCAUAACGCUGGUGAAGAUCCACUGGGGCUGUGAGGAACAGGACCCUGUGGGCAGGGUGCUCUUCUACACCAAAGACCGGCCCGACCGUGCCCUGCGGGUCAACCAGUUGGCCCCGCCUGCCGUCUCCAUGCUGCCCGCCAGCUUCCAGGAGACCCGCUGGCACGUGCUGCUGCGCUCUGCUCCUGCGGAGGACCUCGCAGAGGCCGUCCGGCUCUGCUCACAGGAGUUCCGCACCAACGGACGGCCAACGUGAACCCCGCGAUGGUCAUUCUUUUGCGUAGAAGAUUCUAAGAACAGUCAAAGAAAGGAGCGUCUCAUUGUGGCAACGUCCGAUUCUACUCGUGGGAGCUCUUCACCUACGGGCGCCUGCUGGGAUCCUCAUGACGGUCGUUUUCUCGUGUGGAGGAAGCCGGGACCGGAUGGCACUUUGCUGCUUCGACGCAACAAACAUUUUCGGUGUACUGGCAAUGCAGCUAUUGCAUUUUGUUUCGUCUUACGACGGGCCCCGGUGGAUGCUACAAACCAUUGGAGCCCAUCCAACGUCGUGUUGACCUUCGGGAAGGACACGGCAACGUGCAAGGCACGUAGAGUCACGGGAGAGAUUUGCGGCACCGGAUUGGCUUGUAACGUCUGCCGCAGUCUGUCGUAAGAGCGAAACAAACUUUAGAGAGAAUAAGAAAAGGAUGUUCUCAAAUGCCCAACCAGCAGUAAGGGCUGGCCGCCCUCGACUGCGCACGGUUCGAGCUCGCACGACACAGUCGAGUCUUCGUCGAAGGCACGCUGCUUGUAUAUCGGUAGUCCCCGGAAGCGAAAGAUCCCAAGUUGGCGACAAAAAGAGUGUGGUGUGGGAACUGCAGAUACUUCGCAUAUCUACAGGGCGUCUCAAAUAGCGGCCAGGCUCUUUAAAUUGACCGCAAAAAUUGGCUUCUUAACCUGUCGCGCUACGAUUUUGUGCAGCAUUGCCCACAGGUGGUGCAUCUUUUCUAUAAAAUUUGCAAUAAGCGAACUUACCUGAGGAAGAAGUAAAAAAAGAAAAAGGCUUAACCUCUAUGGAGAUGCAGCGAAGCCACCGGUCUCCAAACUAUAGGGUGUUGUUUGGCUUGGGAGAGAAGAAAUGGUGCAAGCGGUCACAACGCCAAUUGUUGCCAACAGACAAGCAUACGGCACUGAGAGCAGGCGUCAAAUAUCAGACAAACUUUUUGACUCAAAAGCGGCAUGAGCUUUUUCGAUGUCAGUUGCCAAUGCACGAUUUUAUCAUUCUUACGAGAAAAACGCACUGAAUGGACAGACAAUAGAUUAAAAAAUGGUUUGUCGGGUUAUUUUGACAGUUUUUUUCGGGGUACUUGUGUCGUCUGCUUUGCAGUUCCUUGUAGUUACCGCACCCGUUUUGGGUUAUGCGUCUGUCGCCGCCUGCGGAACCCACGCUGCUUUUGAGGCGAAAAGUAUGUCUGCUAUUUGAUGCCGGUUUUCGGAGCCUUAUGGUCGUUCGUUGGCGGCAGCUGGGGUCGCGACCGCUUGCGUCAUCUCGUCUCCCGUGCCAAACGGCGCCCUAAUGUUUGAAGACCGGUGGCUUCGCUGCGUUUCCAUACAAGUUAAGCCUUUUUCUUUUUUUACUUUUUCCUCAGCCAAGUUCGCCUUUUGCAAAUUUUAUAAAAAAAAAUGCACCAUCUGGGGGCAAUGCUGCACAAAAUAGUACCGCGAUACGUUAAGAAACCGGUUUUCGCAUUCGAUUUAAAGAGCCUGGCUGCUAUUUGAGACACCCUGCAUGGACAGGGAAGGGUGCCCUUGACAUCUGGCACGAGCUCCGUGUUAUGUGAUCUCGAGAAGUUGCAACAUGCAAGAGCACGCAUGGUCCGAUGAAAGCGCGAUCGCCACCAGUUCAAACUUGUCAGUGAGUGACAACGAACAAUUUUAGAAAGCGCUGGUUUAUUACAACGAUAUCACUGAUGCAUGCUGGCCAGAAGUUCUGACUAGGUGUGUUUUUUUUUUUUUUUUUUUCUUUUGCCAGCUGGAUGCUGCAGUGACCGUCGGAGACUAUUUCUUGUAUAAGUUGGCACAGUGAAGUUGAGGUGGCACCACACCCCUAAAUUUCCUCGGCUGAAAGCAUGGCUGGUAUCACAGGUGCUACCUGGAAGAGACAAAGUAGUUAAUGAGAACUUUACGAUAGCAACAAAUAUUCUGGGGCUAAGCUAUAGAAAUAAAAGCCAGGUAUGCUUUCUGGCCAGAAACAAUCUUGCUGUGCCUCCAUUUUAAGUUAGCCUGUAUUCAACGCUAUACUAUUAUCCCUCAGUACGAGUUUGCAGUGCUUGGUAAUGGCCCCAGUGCUUGCCCUGGAAGCAGUCUCCUAUAUUCGACUUGCACCGUUAUUACAAGGUGUGAGACUUGCUUAUUAUUAACCCUAAAUAUGUAAUCCCUAAAAAGAAGUGCUCAGAAAUUGAGUUGGUUGUGGCAAAAAGAGGCUGUGAACUAAAAUAAACUGCAUGGGUGUUGUCUAGUCUAAUAACAAAGCAAUGCAAACAUUGUAAAAAAAAACAACUAAUAGUGCUGUUAUAAAUAAAGUACUUUGUGAAAAAUUA
Messenger RNA from Ixodes scapularis (black-legged tick), 4875 nucleotides. Its product is annotated as deoxynucleoside triphosphate triphosphohydrolase SAMHD1. Gene Ontology annotation, molecular function: dGTPase activity. The record is from RefSeq and is a predicted model, not a curated record. Bases 1044 to 2552 code for a protein of 502 amino acids. Lineage: Eukaryota; Metazoa; Arthropoda; Arachnida; Ixodida; Ixodidae. Gene Ontology annotation, biological process: dGTP catabolic process. Gene Ontology annotation, cellular component: nucleus. The transcript has 12 exons.